AUGUCUCUACAGUCCGAAAAGAGCCUCCCAGACCUGACCCGGCUACCCUCCUUCCCUUCCAAGCCUCGGAUCUUUAUCCUCUCCGACAUCGAGAACGAGCCCGACGACCAGCAAUCCCUCGUGCGAUACCUUCUGUACUCGAAUGAAUUCGAUACCCGUGGCAUCUGCGCUGUCACAUCAGCAUGGCUGCCUACACGCACUGCCCCAGAAUCGAUGCGCAAAAUCAUCGGGGCCUACGGGCAUGUUGUCGACAAUCUUAACAAGCACGUCCAUCCGGAUGCGCAGUACCCGACCGAGGAGUAUCUUCAACAGCUCGUCUCAUCGGGUGCACAGGUAUACGGCAAAGAAGCAAUGAAUUUGCCGCUUAGCCGAGGAGCACAGAACCUAGUUGAUAGACUGGAAGAGUCUCCAGAUCCCCUAUGGGUGAUUAGCUGGGGCGGAACAAACGUCCUCGCCGAAGCGCUGCAUCAUAUUCGCAAGACUAGACCCCCUGAGAUCGAGGCCGCCCUGCACUCGCGUCUUCGGGCCUACACAAUCUCGGAUCAAGACGACACUGGAGAUUGGAUCCGCGUUACAUUCCCAAAUGUUUUCUACAUCGGCUCCAUCCAUGGCUUCGGGUGCUUCGACAUGUCGGCCUGGCAGGGCAUUUCGCAUCCCAUUUCUCGCGGCGACCUGUCCAAGGUGUCUCCAGAAUGGCUGAAGGCUCAGAUCCAGAAGGGCCCUCUGGGCGCGAAUGGCCUGGGUAGUCCGGAUCACCCUAGCUUUGGCAGCUGGGGUGGUCGUUAUAGUGCUGUCAAUGUGGGCAGUGCUCGCUACGCCGAUGUCGUCGAUACUAUUAUUGACGUCGACCGUACAAGGCGUACUGAUAACAAAGCAACCAUAUGCCGCUGGCGCGACCAUUACCAGAACGACUUCGUUACUCGCAUGCGCUGGACGUUGACGCCUGAUUUCUGGGCAGCCAGCCACCCUCCCGUUCCGAUUGUGAAUGGCCACCGUGGCCCAGCCUUUAUGAGACAGGCCGUCAAGUCGGGCGACACCAUCAUUCUUAACGCCAGCGACUCGUAUGAUCCUGAUUAUCCUGGAGAUGAUUCCCAGCUGGAAUUUCAGUGGUAUCAGUACCUGGAGCCGACCCUGAACCACCCUAUCGGUGCCGAGGCAGUGCCGCGAUGUGUCAUUGAACCUUCUUCAGAGGCGGGUGGAAAGCUCGAGAAGAACGACUGUGGCUUCCAAGAUGUGACGUUUGGUCCUGUGGUCAAGGUUACGAUUCCUGACAGCAAAAAGCCGGGAUUUUUCAAUUUCCCGGCCCAGCAUUGGCUUCCGUAUACGGGUCUUGAUGGAAUGUCAUAUCAUAUCAUCUUGCAGGUCUCUAAUAAGAAUGCAGAGUUCCCUGUACGGAGGUAUAUCAGAGUCAUUCUUGAUGCUGGCAUUUCUUGA
This is a messenger RNA of Fusarium falciforme, 1434 nucleotides long. RefSeq lists its product as hypothetical. The record is from RefSeq and is a predicted model, not a curated record. The coding region runs from base 1 to 1434 and encodes 477 amino acids. The transcript has 3 exons. Gene Ontology annotation, molecular function: hydrolase activity, hydrolyzing N-glycosyl compounds. NCBI's taxonomy places the organism in Eukaryota, Fungi, Ascomycota, Sordariomycetes, Hypocreales, Nectriaceae.